UAAAAGAGAUCCACAUCACGUGCUGGUUAACUGUUGCACAUCAGACGUCUUUGGCUUGUCUUUAAUGGCAGUGAGUAAGACUUAGGGGAAGGUUUAAGUGUCGGUUCAGGUCAUCUGGGUGUCAUUGGUUUUACACAGCACUUUGAACCAUGGGUCUGCGAAACUCCCGUCCAGAGCUGUUUCCAGGAGACAUCCUAGAGUUCCCUUGUAAUAAACACUUUUCUCAUUAUGGAGUUUACUAUGGAGAGAGAGAUGGUGUCGCUUAUGUAGCUCAUCUUACCACAAGAGACUCGACCUCUCAGUUCCUCAUUUUCGGCCGCGCGCUGAACUCCUCGGUGCGGCUGGACCCUCUGGAUAUGAUGGGCAAGAAGUAUAAGGUGUGCAACGGUCUAGACGACAAGCUUCCAGCGCGGGACUUCCACAACCACAUCAAGCCCGAGAUCGACGAGGCCAUAGGCAAACCAGUCACUUUCGACGUUCUUUUCCACAACAGUGAGCAUCAGGCUACACUGUUUCGCUAUGGAGUGAAGAGGUCCGAGCAGAUUGAGAAAGUCUAUGCCAGAAUUGUGUCCACUUGGCGAGAGCCAUUUGAGAAGAAAAAGCUGUGAUCCAAAGAAUAUGGAGGUAGAUUCUACGUCUACUAUCUAUACAUCCAUACGACAGCCUGAUUUAGCAAGGCAUGACUGUGUCCGAAAUGAUACAAGAAAAUGAUGGCUUACAUUAUUUUUGUAAAUAUAUUGUAUUUAGUUAAGAAAUUGUUAUGUCUUCCAUGAAAUUGUUUUGGACUAUUUGAAGACACUUUCCACAAGGGGGCAGUAAUGUCAUGGCUAAUGUAGGUCAUAUACUGUAUGAGACUCCAUUUCCCUCAGUGAAAAUGCUCAUGGUAGUAUGCAAGUAAUACAAUAUUAUGACCUCACAUUUCAUUCAAAACACAGUCCAAUACAUUUUGAUGAAGCAUACAGUAUCUGUUGAUCACCCAGAAUAAGCUGCAUUCUCCUACACGGAUAAAUCUGGUCCAGGAUAAAAAAAAACAUUUUGAAUGGAAAUCUUUUUAGAAGACUGGUCUUCAUGGGGCCAGUAACUGCUUGCUCAAGGUCAGCGCUUCUUUUUCACUUUUUUUAAAAAAUUGGAAUGAACAUUAAACAUUCAGUUGAGUCUCCAUCUGCCAAUACUUCAAACACCAUUAAUCAUGUGUUUCCCGUCUUGAUAUAGUGUCUGUGUUUCUGAUUAAAUGCGUUUGACCUA
Sardina pilchardus (European sardine) is the source of this 1245-nucleotide messenger RNA. RefSeq names its product phospholipase A and acyltransferase 1-like (gene plaat1l). Gene Ontology annotation, cellular component: cytoplasm. Gene Ontology annotation, biological process: N-acylphosphatidylethanolamine metabolic process. NCBI's taxonomy places the organism in Eukaryota, Metazoa, Chordata, Actinopteri, Clupeiformes, Clupeidae. Gene Ontology annotation, molecular function: A2-type glycerophospholipase activity; glycerophospholipid phospholipase A1 activity. The coding region runs from base 150 to 608 and encodes 152 amino acids. The record is from RefSeq and is a predicted model, not a curated record. The transcript has 4 exons.